AUGGUACGAACGGCCAACCGCGACUAUGAGUUAACGCUGAUCAAAUACGCCAAGGACCAUCCCAAGAAAUAUUACCAUUAUGUACAAUCCAAAGUGGCACUUAAUGAUGGCGUCGGGCCGAUCGAAUGGUACUCCGCUGCUACUGACGAAAACAGCAAAGUGGACACACUAAAUCUCUACUUUAGCAGCGUUCACCGUACUUAUAACGGUGUGCCCAUAAUCCGGGACCCGGAAACUCCUCCAGCAGUUAUAGACGAUUUUCAUCUAACGGACAAUAUGGUUAGAAUUCAUUUAUGGAGCUUCAACAUGAACGAGUCGGCUGGACCUGACGGUAUUCAUUCGGCCAUUGUGGAACCAUUAGCGAGUAUCUUACCUAGACCAUUGUCUCAGCUAUUCAAGCUAAGCCUAGAACAAAGCAUUCUACCACGGGAUUGGAAAUCAGCCGCCGUGGUAGCCAUACAUAAAGGAAGGCCCAGGUCAGAAUUAAGCAACUACCGACCGGUAAGCCUAACUAGCACACUUUGCAAGGUGUUGAAAAGGAAUCAUCAGGGUCCAUAUCUGUAA
Echinostoma caproni is the source of this 564-nucleotide messenger RNA. NCBI's taxonomy places the organism in Eukaryota, Metazoa, Platyhelminthes, Trematoda, Plagiorchiida, Echinostomatidae. The record is from the annotation of a GenBank genome assembly.